GUAGGAACAAGCCAUUGUUGGAUUUCUUGCAGUCCCGACAUCAUGGAAGGCGAAUCGAAGAAUGACUUUGACUGGUUGCCCGCUGGCACGGAAGCUCUGGCCGAUGGAGAGUAUGAAGCGAUCGUGCUUGGCACGGGCUUGAAGGAGUGCAUCUUGAGUGGCUUGAUGGCGACGAAGGGGCUCAAAGUGCUGCACUUGGACCGCAACAACUACUAUGGUGGUGACUGCGCGUCGCUCAACUUGUCCAACUUGUACACCAAGUUCCGUGGCGAACACGCCGAACCCCUCACGGGACUUGGUUCGAACCGCGACUACAACAUCGACUUGAUCCCCAAGUUCAUCAUGGCGUGCGGUAAAUUGGUCAAGAUCCUGCUGCACACCAAGGUCACGCGGUACUUGGAGUUCAAGAACGUCGACGGCAGCUAUGUGUACAAGGGCAGCCGCAUUUACAAGGUUCCCGCGACUGGUGAAGAAGCGCUUUCGUCGUCGUUGAUGGGAAUCUUUGAAAAGCGCCGCUUCCGCGGCUUGAUUAUGUUUGUUUACAACUACGAAGAAGAAAACCCGGACACGCAUCAAGGGCUGGACUUGUUCAAGCAACCCAUGAGCGACGUGUACGCCAAGUUCGGCGUGGAUGCGAACACCCAGAGCUUCACGGGCCACGCCAUGGCGUUGAUGCGCGACGACAACUACAUUAAUCGUCCGGCCAUCGAGACCGUGCGCGCCCUCAAGAUGUACUCGUACUCCCUCGAGCGUUACGGCAAGUCCCCAUACAUCUAUCCUAUCUACGGUCUGGGCGGGCUGCCCGAAGGCUUUUCGCGCCUGUGUGCGAUCCACGGCGGCACCUUCAUGUUGAACCGCGGCGUCGACGAAGUGCUGUUCAAGGACGGCAAGGCGUGGGGUAUUCGCAGCGGCAACGAAGUGGCCAAGGGCAAGUUGAUCAUCGGCGACCCGUCGUACUUCCCCAAGGAAAAGACCCGCUCGGUCGGCAAAGUCGUGCGGUCGAUCUUCAUCCUGCGCCACCCCAUCGCCAACACGAACAACUCGGAGUCGUGCCAGAUCAUCAUCCCCGCCGCCCAGGCCAACCGCCGCAACGACGUGUACGUGUGUGUGGUGUCGUUUGCGCACUGCGUCGCAGCCAAGGACACGUACAUUGCGAUCGUGUCGACGACGGUGGAAACGUCGUCGCCGCUCGCGGAAUUGGAGAUCGGCGUGUCCCUUCUCGGCGAGUACGUGGACCGAUUCGACGAAGUGUCGGACCAGUUGGAACCCGUGGGCAACGGUACCGUCGACAACUGCUACAUCAGCUCAUCGUACGACGCCACGAGCCACUUUGAAACCACGUCGGACGAUGUGUUGAGCCUCUACCAGCGCAUCACGGGCGAGCAGCUCGACAUGACGAUCAACGCCGACACGACGGAGGCCGAUCAAUAAGCCCAAGUGAGCGCGGCAUGCAUAUACACAGCCUUGCAUGUUCCUUAACGGAGUACUAAUCCAUUGCAUACCCCCCCUCUCCUUCUUACGCACCA
Messenger RNA from Aphanomyces astaci, 1526 nucleotides. RefSeq lists its product as hypothetical. The coding region runs from base 43 to 1431 and encodes 462 amino acids. NCBI's taxonomy places the organism in Eukaryota, Oomycota, Saprolegniomycetes, Saprolegniales, Verrucalvaceae. The record is from RefSeq and is a predicted model, not a curated record. Gene Ontology annotation, cellular component: cytoplasm. The transcript has a single exon. Gene Ontology annotation, molecular function: Rab GDP-dissociation inhibitor activity. Gene Ontology annotation, biological process: small GTPase-mediated signal transduction; protein transport; vesicle-mediated transport.